AUGCAGAUCAGAUAUCCAUUUGAGGGACAGAUGACUGUAUGUGCAAAGUUUGACAAAGAUAUUUACCUCCCAGAAGAUGCUGAAUGUUACUUUGUUUACAAUGGAUCCACUCAGAGACAUAUAACGUUUGCUGAACGAAUUAAUGAUAGUGCUCUUCAGUCCAUCAUUCCAGAGUCUAAUCGCAAAGAAACGCUGCUUCAUCUCACAGUAAGAUUGGGCUUGGUUAAACUCUCGCAAUUCCUGUUAUCUCAGCCUGGUGGGCCAUUGGCAUUAGCUUUACCUAAUGAAGCUGGAGCAACACCAUUAGAUUUGGCUUCACAGAAUGGACACUCCAGACUUGUUGAAAUCUUCAUGAAUUUUCAGGGCAGUCAUUCGUUUGACAUUUCUAGAGCUGAGAUCAGUGAGUGUGCUUUCCUACAGUUUGUUCAUUCAUCAGGAACUCUGACACUGACAUUUAAUCACACCGCAGAACGUUUGCUGGAGUCUGACAUUAAGCUCUUCAGGAAAUACUUCUGGGAUAGAACCUUUCUUUACAAGAGUCUUAAUUCAAAACAAGCUGGGACAGUGGAAGGACGACAAAUGCCCUGCAAUUCAACAGAUUCUGCAGAAGAUCCCAUGAACUUGGCAUCUGAUGAACCAGCACCUGGAAGUGAAGAUGUGAAGCCUUUCAGAGAUCCUGUGGUUCCCUCAAGUGAAAAUGAAGACCAGGUCUUGUUGGAUAUAGCAAAACCAGUUAUUGGACUGGAUCUUAGCACAGGAUGGCGUGAGCCAUCAGGGAGCGAUUAUGGCUCACUAAUUUUGAAGCCACAUCUGUUCUGGUUCCUGCUCUGGUUACACCAGCUGCGUGUGGUCUUCAAGGGACUGAACAGCAGCAGGAGACAGACUCAGUGGGGGAUAAGGAGAGAGAAAUGGGAAGAAGAAAAACAGAGCGAGAUACUGAGGGGAGGUGUGAGGGAAGAAGAAUGA
Molecule: messenger RNA, 966 nt
Organism: Emys orbicularis (European pond turtle)
Lineage: Eukaryota; Metazoa; Chordata; Testudines; Emydidae
Product: rho guanine nucleotide exchange factor 28-like
Exons: 9
Coding region: 1-966 (321 amino acids)
Biological process (GO): regulation of Rho protein signal transduction; cell morphogenesis
Source: RefSeq, a predicted model, not a curated record